Sus scrofa (pig) is the source of this 4556-nucleotide messenger RNA. RefSeq names its product UDP-N-acetylglucosamine pyrophosphorylase 1 like 1 (gene UAP1L1). The record is from RefSeq and is a predicted model, not a curated record. Gene Ontology annotation, molecular function: UDP-N-acetylglucosamine diphosphorylase activity. Gene Ontology annotation, biological process: UDP-N-acetylglucosamine biosynthetic process. Lineage: Eukaryota; Metazoa; Chordata; Mammalia; Artiodactyla; Suidae.
GCUGGUGGGAGCGCGCAGGUCACGAGUGCCAGCGCGGGCUACCGUGGCGGCGGCGACAUGACCUCGGAGCGAGACGUGCGCGCCCGGCUGCAGCGCGCGGGCCAGGAGCACCUCCUGCGCUUCUGCGCCGAGCUGGCGCCGGGGCCGCGCGCCGCGCUGCUGGCCCAGCUGGAGCCCCUGGAGCCGGAGGCGCUGCGCGAGCACUGCCGGCGCGCGGCCGACGCCUGCGCGCGCCCCCCGGGCCCGCCGCCCGACCUGGCCGCGCGCCUGCGGCCUCUGCCUCCCGAGCGCGUGGGCAGCGCGAUCGGGGGCGACCCCGAGACGCUGCGGCUCUGGGAGGAGGAAGGUUUCCACCAGAUCGCCCUGAACAAGGUGGCGGUGCUGCUGCUGGCUGGGGGGCAGGGCACUCGCCUGGGCGUGGCCUACCCCAAGGGCAUGUAUCAGGUGGGGCUGCCCAGCCGGAAGACCCUGUAUCAGCUGCAGGCGGAGCGGAUUCGGCGGGUGGAGCAACUGGCUGGCGAGCACUAUGGGACCCGCUGCACCGUGCCCUGGUACAUCAUGACCAGUGAGUUCACGCUGGGGCCCACGGCCAAGUUCUUCAAGGAGCAUGACUUCUUCCACUUGGACCCGGACAACGUGGUCAUGUUCGAACAGCGCAUGCUGCCUGCCGUGACCUUCGAUGGCAAGGCCAUCCUAGAGCAGAAAGACAAGGUUGCCAUGGCCCCAGACGGCAAUGGGGGCCUGUACUGCGCGCUGGCAGACAACCAGAUCUUAGAGGACAUGGAGCGGCGAGGAGUGGAGUUUGUGCACGUGUACUGCGUGGACAACAUCCUCGUGCGGCUGGCGGACCCGGUCUUUAUCGGCUUCUGCGUGCUGCGCGGUGCAGACUGUGGCGCCAAAGUGGUGGAGAAGGCCUACCCCGAGGAGCCCGUGGGCGUCGUGUGCCAGGUGGACGGCGUCCCCCAGGUGGUGGAGUACAGCGAGAUCAGCCCCGAGACGGCGCGACGGCGCGCACCCGGCGGGGGCCUGCUCUACAACGCGGGCAACAUCUGCAACCACUUCUUCACGCGAGACUUCCUCCAGAGGGUCACUAGGGAGUUGGAGCCCUUGCUGAAGCCACAUGUAGCUGUGAAGAAGGUCCCCUACGUGGACGAGGAGGGGACUCCAGUAAAGCCGCUCGAGCCCAACGGGAUAAAGAUGGAGAAGUUUGUGUUUGACGUGCUCCCGUUUGCCAAGAACUUCGUGGCCUUCCAAGUGCUGCGGGAGGACGAGUUCUCCCCGCUGAAGAACGCUGACUCCGCCGACAGAGACAACCCCUCCACGGCCCGGCGGGCCCUGCUCACGCAGCACUACCGGUGGGCCCUGCAGGCCGGAGCCCACUUCCUGGACGCACACGGGGCCCGGCUCCCCGAGAAGCCCAGCCUGCCCAGCAGCGGAGAGCCUCCGGCCAUCUGCGAGAUCUCGCCCCUGGUGUCCUACUCUGGAGAGGGACUGGAGGUGUACCUGCAAGGCCGGGAGUUCGGAUCCCCGCUCAUCCUAGACGAGAACCAGGCCAGGGCGCUGAAGCCCUGACUCCCUCCUGGACCUGCCAGCCCCAGGGCCCCCAAGGCUGAGGACGCAGCCCUGGCCUGGGCUCCGGGAAGGAAAGCAGGCCGCUGAGUUUCUGAAACACAGAUCACAGAAGGGAGCCUGCCGGUUUACCCCACGAGGGCGGGGACUCUGCCGUCACCCCGCCCCCUGGACACAAGUGCCCCCAGACCUGCCUCGGGCCCUGCGGGCUUUCCAGCUUGGGGUCUGGGUGGGAAGCAGAGGCCCUCAGGACCCUGGACACUGGGUUCAGAGGAGGCUGGGGCGGGGCCCGAGGGAGGGUGGCAUCCUGUCUGAGGCAGAUCCAAGAGGACAGGAUGGCGGCCCCUUGGCCCCGCCCAUGCCCCCCGGGGUGAGGAGGGAACACAGGAGGGACGGUGUCCUCCCCUCACAGGGUGACAGGCUUGAAGGGACAGCCCCUCCCACCUGGCAGCUGAACCUGGGGGGUCACAGCCAGCCCCCCGUCCCCGCCCAGCUUGAGGCCACAACAGAAGGUCCCCGACCCGUCGCUGAGCAGGGCUGGUUGCAACAGCGAGCCGCGGCUGUGGGGCAGCUUGGCCCACAUGCCCGGGGCUGAAUGCUCCCCAUCUCUGCCCAAGGCCUCGGGCCCUGGGUCUCCUCUGCGGUGGGUUGGGGCUCCUGAGUUUGUGCCUCCCUCCGGGAACCAGGGGCCUCCGCAGUGGUUGGUGAAUCUGGAAUGUACUCACCAGGGGGCUGCUGCAUCCUCUGCCUGGCCUGCCUGUAGCUGUGACGGAUCUUGGGGCUCAGGCCCCUUGGGGAGGGGGGCAUAACCUCCCAACUUGGGGCGGCAGACCCCUGCCUGCAGCCCGGCUGAGGCUGGAAGGAACCAGCUGGUCCUGGUCCCUUGCCUGGCUUAGCUGCUCUGGGCCCCGCUGCCGGCUUCUCUGUCUGGAAAGCGGUGCAGGGUACCUGCCUCUUCUGCGGAUGCGGAUGCGUCCACAUGGCUGCCACUGGGCCUCGGCCGCGUGCCUCUCCCCCCGGGAAGGGUGUGCCCGGCCGGUGGGCUCAGGUGCUGUCUUCCCUCCAGUGGCCUGGAGUGGACACUGGGCGCACCCACAUCCCUGACCUGGGCGUGAUGGCAGGGUCAGGGCCACGGUGGCGACCCCGAAGACAUCUCUGCACCGUCCAGGCUGCCUGGCUUUCCAAACCCCAGAACCCAACAUUGUGCCUGAGCUGCCUUCUCCCUGCUGCUCCGCAGGCAGGCAGAGGAGGGUCCCGCCCCGGUCCAGGGCCACCACUGCUGCCACCGCCGCAGCCCCGAGGAACCCUUUGCUACAAGGGGAACUGGUUGGGCAAACUAGUCAAAGAGCUUGAGUCUGAAGAAUCUUUUGUUUUCAUAUAAUUGUGCCUUUAUGUAAAGUUUCAAAGCACAGGGAGGUCUGGGGACCCCACGCAUCAGGCCCGCAACAUCUUGCGUCGUCUGUGAUUGCGGGACACUGCAAGCCAGCCAGGAGACGCUGAGGGGCUCCCCACAGCUGUGGCUCCCCGCGCCCCCGCCUGUCCCACCCCCACGAGGCCCUCCUGCUACCUCGAUGGCCACACACCCGCACCGUCCCCAACCCAGACAACCUCGAAUGAAGCAGCUGAGUUUGGAAAGAUGGCCAGACUCGUGACCUUGCAUGUGAUGCGGGGAUUUCGAAUAAACACAGGGUGCUGUGAUCUCCUGGCCUGGGGAGGGCAGGUCUUGCGCAGCACAGGUCGCGGGAGUAGCACCAGGCAUUCCCAGGUCUGUGUCCUUCUGAGGGCAGGAGUUUGUGGAGGCCCUCUGGGAACAAGAGCCCUCGCACUGAGCCCAUGCCACCCUGGGCGGCCCAGGAACCUCCCUUGCUGCCACCAGCUCUCUCCCAGGGUCUCGGGGGAGCCUGAGACAACCUAGGGGGUCAGGCACCUGGAGGCAGCCCAGACCUGCCCCUUGGACCAGCUCUCCAGGGGUGGCCUCCUGGGCCCUCAGACCGGAGACCCUGGGGCUCCCGCUGCUGCAUGUGCGCCCUCCAGAUGCCACCGUUUCCCUGGCAAUGGGCUGUGCAGGGAGGGGAGCGAGAGGGCACCGCCGGAAGGGCCGGCAGGGCUGGGUGCAGGCAAAGCCCUGCCGGGGCCUCAGGGGUGACCCCUAGAAGGGAAGGGCAGGCAAGGAGGAAGAUCUUUCUGGAGCAGGUUCUGACAAGCCUGAACUGAGCAGGAGGCACACGCCCUCCCGGUGCCCAGAAAGGUCACAGCUGGGAUGGCAGGAAGCGGUGGGCAGCCUGGCCUGGAGAGCACGAGGGAGGGCUGAGUUUGAGCUCAGGGGAGCUCGCCCAGCAGGCGCUGAGCUGGCGAUCCUCCGGGAGGCCUGCAGGGGGCGGUCGUGGCCCUGUACCCUCCUCCCGCUCCCGUCUCCGGGCUGGAGGAAGGUUUGCUUCCCGCCCCGCGGAGCCCAGCCAAUGAGGCCGAUUGGGAGGCUCAUCUUAGCUGGUACCUGGAACCUUCCAGACACAUCCAGGCCUCCGAAGUUUCUUUAAAAAGUGCCGCCCCUGGAGUUCUUGCCGGGGCGCGACGGUAUCGGCAGCACCUCUGUAGUGUUGGGACGCAGGCUCGAUCCCUGGCCCCGCACAGUGGGUUAAGGAUCCAUUGUUGCCGCCACUGCGGCUUGGGUAGCGACUGCAUCUGGGAUCUGAUCCCUGGCCCGGGAACUCCACAUGCCAUGGGUUGGCCCAAAGAAACAAACAAAACAAAAUGCCACUCCUAAACUAACAGGCGAGCAAAGGACGGAAAGAAGAUGAAAUGGAGGUCCUGUCGUGGUGCACGAAAACGAUUCUGACGGAACCAUGAGGCUGCGGGUUCGAUCCCUGGCCUUGCUCAGUGGGUUAAAGGGUCCGGCGUGGCUGUGGUGGAGGCCGGCAGCUGUAGCUCAGAAUAGACCCUUAGCCUGGGAACUUCCAUAUGCUGCAAGUGUGGCCAUAAAAAGCAAA